Messenger RNA from Notothenia coriiceps (black rockcod), 745 nucleotides. RefSeq names its product estradiol 17-beta-dehydrogenase 8-like. Gene Ontology annotation, molecular function: oxidoreductase activity, acting on the CH-OH group of donors, NAD or NADP as acceptor; quinone binding. The record is from RefSeq and is a predicted model, not a curated record. The coding region runs from base 326 to 730 and encodes 134 amino acids. Gene Ontology annotation, biological process: fatty acid biosynthetic process. The transcript has 3 exons. Lineage: Eukaryota; Metazoa; Chordata; Actinopteri; Perciformes; Nototheniidae.
CAAUUUAAGGUUGUAACUGCUAUUCUAUUUACAUUUCACUAUGCAACAUGUUGUAAUUUUUGUUUUUUAUUAGAUGGAGAUAGAUACACAAAGCCGCCCGGAAGCCGUUUCUUAUUAUUACUCUUUUGCUUCCAUCGUCAGGUCAGUGACAGUCCGCUACGAACUUCCUGUUGACUUUUUUUUGUUUUGUUAUUUAACUUUUAAGGUUGACUUUUGCUAGGUCGAUACAACCCUAUGUUUGUUGUUUGUGCACUUGAGUCAAAAGUAACAUGAGAGGCAACAAACUGAGGCUAAUCUAAGGCUACUUAAAGGAAGCAAACCCAUCAUGGCGGCCGCCACAAGACUCAUAUCAAGGUUGACACUGGUCACUGGAGGAGGCAGUGGGAUCGGGCGGGCGGUGUGUCAGCGCCUCGCCUCUGAGGGCGCCUCUGUGGUGGUCGCUGACAUCAGCGAGGAGUCGGCCCAUGACACCCUGGGGAGCCUGCAGAGGGACCUCAGAGGGCAGGGUCACAUGGCGGCUGUGGUGGAUGUGUCUUCAAAAGAGAGUGUAAAGAAUCUUGUCACAAGAAUACAGACUCACUACUUUCAGCCUCCGUCAGUGUGUGUGAACGCAGCAGGCAUCACCCAGGACGACUUCCUGCUCAACAUGGACGAGGAUCAUUUUGACAAUGUCAUCCGGGUCAACCUGAAGGUACGCAGCCUGUACCGCAAAGCUAAUCGUAGAGGUUAGUGAGUUAACUCAUUU